CUGAAUAUGGCACGUCGUGAUCAUUUGGUUCCUAUGGAAGUGGAUCCAGCUUCUAGCGGAGAUGGUGACGAUUUAAUGAAGCGAUGUUCCGAGUUUUCACAAGUUACCCAUACGGACAACGCUAUGGCGAUGAUGUAUCUCCAGGAUCGGGAAUGGAACCUAGAGAAGGCACUCUCGGACUACUUCCGAGAACAUGGUGGACCAUCCAACCCAGUAAUGAGGGCCUACGUUGAUCUGACCGAGUCCGAUGACCAGAGCGAACUGGACAAAUCGGUAGUGUUCCAGCAAAGCAACAUCUUGAAUGUACUUUCUUGGAAUAUUGAUGGACUGGACAAGACAAAUUUUCAUGUACGACUGAAGGCUAUACUCAGUUGCCUGAAAAGCGAACUGCCGGACAUUGUUUGCCUCCAAGAGGUGGUCCUUGAUAGUUUGGAUGCUUUGCGGACACAGCUGGCAGAGGACUACCAUAUUUUCAGCGCAACAGAUGAUAGCCAUGCGGAUUGUAUACACUACUUCGUAGUUUUACUGGUCAGAAAAUGUCCAGGCUUAUCAGUAGACCUUUCCAGUUUUGCGGUCACCCCUUUCUUCGGCUCACAGAUGGGACGACACACCGUAGCGGUUGAUGUACUACUCGAUCGCGCCAGGUGGUCAGCUAAGGAUGUCACUCACCCUCCGAUCUGUGAGAAUAACAACCAACCCUCUCCUCCACCACUUCGCCUUCGUGUCAUCACUGCCCAUUUGGAGAGCUGUCGAGAUGGAUGUAAGCAGAGAAAAUCUCAGUUGAAACAGGUUUGGGCCAAUAUGCUACAACUCAGUACAAAUUCCAACGUUGAUCUAUCCCAAACACGAGUAGCGUCUAUAUUUUGCGGAGAUUUAAAUCUUCGCGAUUCGGAGGUUAGCCAACUCGGAGGCCUUCCAGUAGGUCUUCAGGACGUUUGGGAACAGACCGGGGCUCGGCCUGAGCUGAAAUGCACUUGGGAUCCUGUUCGAAACUCCAACGCAGGCCGGUUUUCCAAGUAUGUGCCAGCCAAACAUCCCCAGUCCCACAGGUACGACCGUAUGUACUUUUGCUCUGGUGGGUACCUCAAACCGAUUGAUUUCGGCCUUCGUGGGCUAGAACGCAUCCAGAAACACACGUGUUUUCCCUCAGACCACUGGGGUAUCUUGGGGCGCUUUGUAAUUAUGUGCUAGAUGACAUUCAUUUAUUAUUGCUCGACAGAAACACUCCAGAUCAUAUUUUGAAGAAACCCAAUCAGUUACUUGUAUACGAAUUCCAUUUGAUUUUAUAAAAG
Opisthorchis viverrini is the source of this 1292-nucleotide messenger RNA. RefSeq lists its product as hypothetical. Gene Ontology annotation, biological process: double-strand break repair. Gene Ontology annotation, molecular function: 5'-tyrosyl-DNA phosphodiesterase activity; single-stranded DNA binding; protein binding. The record is from RefSeq and is a predicted model, not a curated record. The coding region runs from base 7 to 1191 and encodes 394 amino acids. Gene Ontology annotation, cellular component: cytoplasm; PML body. The transcript is spliced from 6 exons. Lineage: Eukaryota; Metazoa; Platyhelminthes; Trematoda; Opisthorchiida; Opisthorchiidae.